AUGCCCAAGUAUAUGUCCGACAUAGAAAAUAACCAAGGCUUAACGCAAGAGGCUCAGCUCCUCUUAUCGCAAUUCAUGAGAAAUUCGUACGCUAAACACCGGCCAGCGUACGUAAAAAAUUCCAAGCUCAUGUUACCCAAUAGAAAUUCAGCGCCGACACCAGCAGCGCGACGUUCUGGCCGACAGAGGACGGGGCCCAUCAAUUAUUACGAGAGAAUAAACCUUUUCGCCGAGCGGGAUUCAAACGACAAUGCGAGCGAAAGAUCACGCAAUUCCUCAGUUCCAUUCCGACCACGGGGAAGCCAUUCGUCACUCCCGUUGGAUUCGAGGCCGGAACCGCCCCAGUCUUUUCAGCAUUCUCGGAUUGAUGUUCCUCGGCCGAGGCCGGAUAACCCUCCACCCUGCAGGACUUCUCGCAACCCAAAAAAUUUGAACAGGCUCCUACGUAGUCGUGAAUUGGGCAACGCCAACCGACAACUUCAAGUCGGCUUUGCGCAAGACCUAAAGCCUUCUCGGUACUGGCAAGGCGCGUCCAAUGAUGUUAUUGUUUUGGCCUGGUCGCCUGAUGGAACCAGGUUCGCAGCCGGCGCUACUGCACAGAGUGAUGAGCAUAACAUGGAAUACAACAGGGGUAAAAAUCUUGUUUUAGGCGACCUUACAAGGAACUCUAUAAAGGAGCUACCGGAUCACUGGGUUAAACGUCCUUGUAGGCGAGCGGCAUCCGGCCAAAACCAGACAGACACGCGUCUAUUCAUGAGUGUCACUGCUAUGCAAUGGUUUGAUGAUAUUCUCUUUACAUCAAGCUAUGAUAACACUGUGAAAUUGUGGGAUGUCAGCAGCCAUGCCAAUGCUGGUUGUGCUGGCACGCUCGGGCAUAAUUCGAAAGUUGAGGUCAUGGCGCCUUCGAAUUUUGACAACCAAAUACUGGCAACUGGUACGGACUCUAUUGGACUAUGGAACAUCAAAGAGCGAAAGCAUAUCCCGCUGGAAUUUCAACAGCGCCAGCGGAGGAAGGAUAUAGAAUUGGUAUCGACUUCAUUAGCAUGGGGCACUAUUCCAGCAACAAGAAACAUCCUGCUUGCCGGGUUGUCAGAGAAGGAUGAGAAGGAUGAAGGUGUUCCACAGAAUGGGCUGCUUGCAGCUUGGCGCAUGGAUGAAGCAUCGACGACCCCAAUCCACCUUUCCCCAAAUGCGCAAAACAUCUUCGAUAUAAAAUGGCAUCCUUCAUUGCCAUUGUUCCUUACUGGGAGUGCUCCGACGCCCUCGAGAGCCUCGCUCGCUAGGUCAGUUGUCCGGUUAUAUGAUCCUUUGAGGUCAAAGAUGCAUAAAAUAGAACUUGACUGUCCUGCGCUGGAUAUAAAUGACGUGACCUUUUGUCCGAUGAAUCCUUAUUAUGUAACUGCCAGCUGUACUGAUGGUGUUACAUACCUUUGGGAUUACCGCAAGCCCGGGGAUAUUCUGCUCCGACUUGAGCAUGAUGGUCCCUCUGAGCAGAUAGAUGAGAGUCUUCCCAGGGAGCGAGUAGAUGUCGGCGUCAGGAUGGCGCUAUGGGGGCAUGGCCCUGACCAGUUUUACAGUGGUGCUUCAGAUGCCGUUCUAAAGAGGUGGAACAUUCUUUGCUCCCAAGAGGAUGUUCAUGUUGAUGAUGUCGCACGUUUUCCAGGCGCGGUUAUGUGCGGUUCAUUUUCAAGUGACAAAACCAACCUUCUCAUAGGAGAUUCUGCUGGGGGCCUUCAUGUGCUAUCAUCAAGACCAUUUCAGGCCAGUGAUGAACAGAGUAUGGUCUUUGAAAGCGCUACUGAGGCUAUUCACGACGACGGGGACCAACAGGCAGAUCCUAAUGCCGAGGCUCAACUGGCGAACAAUAUGUUGCUGUGUGGGGAGCUGGUUAGACAUCCCGUUUACGGCGUCGGAAAAGGGCCUCACUAUAAAGGCCCUUUUGCCAGCUGGGCGCGCCCUGACAGCACGCCUCGACAUCUCAUUGCCGAAACUCCUCUCAAGGAGGAAGUACUAAUUCGUCAAUUGGAUGGCGCUCCGUUGAACGAUCGGCGAGGGCUCGACGAACAGUCUCGAAGAGCAAUUGCCUCUCGAAUCCAAUUCUCUCGGAUACGCAACCAGCGGCGACAAGGAAACAAAAGGAAAAGAAAUUACUCUACUAUUUCAACCAAACCGACCUCUUCCAGCAGCAAUAAUUUCAUCGACCUUUGCAGCAGCGAAGAAACAGAUGAUGAGAGUCCACUCCCUCCACUUCCCACUGGUAGAUCCAAGCGACGUGCCAGGAAAAUUGAUGAUCCAGUGACUACUAAGGCCGAACCUGAGAUAAUAGAUCUUACCUUGGAGUCCGAUCCAGAGGAGAAUGCAAGUCCAUUGACAAUUGAAACAUUGCUAGAGGAACUGGAAGAAGACAGAGAGGAGGACUUUUGGUGGCCAGCAAGCGGUACUAUCAACCCGAAUUUCCCCAAAGAAGGUGAAGACGAUCCUUAG
This is a messenger RNA of Aspergillus chevalieri, 2484 nucleotides long. Its product is annotated as WD repeat protein. The coding region runs from base 1 to 2484 and encodes 827 amino acids. The transcript has a single exon. NCBI's taxonomy places the organism in Eukaryota, Fungi, Ascomycota, Eurotiomycetes, Eurotiales, Aspergillaceae. Gene Ontology annotation, molecular function: protein binding. The record is from RefSeq and is a predicted model, not a curated record. Gene Ontology annotation, biological process: regulation of actin cytoskeleton organization; TOR signaling. Gene Ontology annotation, cellular component: TORC1 complex; TORC2 complex.